AUGAUUUCAUUGUUGUUUGUAAUCAUUGGUCUUGUUAACGGACAAGACGUAACACCAACUGAUACAAUAGCACCACCAUCUCAAACAACUGAUGAAACAACAGUAACAACUGAUAAUUCAUCAGACGGACUACAACAGAUAACAGCUCAAUCGAUAGUAGCUGCAUAUAUUUCUUAUCUUAUUCUUAUUGAGGCACAACCACAGUCAGGUUACACGUCAGAACCAUCGAAGAAUUCAUUAAUAAUUUUAUUAGUUUCCUUAGCUAUUGGAUUCAUAGUUGGGAUGUUAUUAAUAUGGUGUGCAACGGUUGCUAUUUGGUUAUUGGGAUUAGUUUCUGGUUGGGCGUUGGCCAAUUUUAUACUUGCAUUAGCUGAUGGUGGAUUGAUUAAGCAUGAUAUUGGUAGAAUUGUGUUUAUUGUAACGUUGGCCACUCUGGGACUUAUUUUGACAUGUAUAUACGAGGAUGUUAUAAUUACUUUGGGUACAUCGUUUAUUGGUGCUUAUGCAAUGAUUCUUGGUAUUGACAUAUUUGUCAAUACAGGUUUUCUCUUGUCAACUAGAGCAUUUUUGGAUAAGACUCCUUAUGCCACAAAUCAAAAAGUUUAUUUGAUGAUGGGUGGAUUGGUUGGGCUUUUUAUUGUUGGAUUAUUGGUACAAUUUAAAUUUCAUAGAAAUAUUAAAUUUGGACCUCGACGUGUUAAAGGAUAUGAUAGAUCUGUCGAGGACGAUCAUACUCCGGUUACAAAGAAAUCAGGGUAUGCUAGUUUACUUUCCAAAAAAUAA
Molecule: messenger RNA, 783 nt
Organism: Entrophospora sp. SA101
Lineage: Eukaryota; Fungi; Glomeromycota; Glomeromycetes; Entrophosporales; Entrophosporaceae
Source: the annotation of a GenBank genome assembly